AUGAUGGAUGACUCCAUCGUCACCCGCGUGAGCUGGACCACGGUCAAGGAGCAACAUGCAGACUUGUUGUUCUAUGCAGCAGAGUCCGUGCAGCCACCGCCUCUGAUGGAAAGCUUGAAGCCGCUCGCGCCGCAGCCUGCGGUGGGCUCGCAAGCCCCAUGCGAGGCCGGUGCAAGGCCUUACGGGAUGGUGAAUGGCGUGAAUGGUGUGAAUGGGAAGUCCAGGUCGCCUGAGCGAGUCGAUGCUCUAGAGAGGCACCGCAGCCGCCAGGAGGUGGAAGACCGAAGGUUGGGCCGAAGUGAGGUGAACGGGAGAUCCAGGUGUAUAUUCUUUACACUUGCGGCCACGUUCGGGUCGCCAGAGCACUCAGUGCAGGAGACUCUCAGGCCCAGCGCGAGCUCAGAGUCUGAUCCUGUGAGGCGCGAGCAUCAAGCGCUCUUGGAUGUGGAGUCUCCACCGACACAAGACACGACGGUCGCGUCGACUGCCCCAUGCAGCAUUUCACGUCGAGUGAUGUGCGGAAUGGCUUGGACGCUGUUCUCAGUGUGUCUUCUUGGUUGGGCUGUGAUCUUCUUCAUGCCCACGACUGAAACUGGACGUUCGGAUGAGGUGAUGGAGUUGGCCCAGUUCAAGCCAGAGACGGCCGACGAUGUGGAAGCUGAGAAGGCUCAGUUUGGGCAGAUGGCUUCCAAGGCUGCAGAGUUGGCGAAGCUCUUGCGAGUGCUCCGUGGCAAAGAACAGGCCUUGAAUCCAGUUGCCAGUCCUCCAGCCUCUUAG
Messenger RNA from Durusdinium trenchii, 777 nucleotides. The record is from the annotation of a GenBank genome assembly. NCBI's taxonomy places the organism in Eukaryota, Dinophyceae, Suessiales, Symbiodiniaceae.